AUGUCUCUACUUGUCAACAAUCCCUCGAAGCUCUGCUUUCGGAAACCUGUGGUGGUAAGAUCAUCAUCUCCUCUUCUCUCCUCUAAUGGCGUCUCAUCUUCUUUGCCGCAAAAUCCACCUUCUGUCAUCAUAUACGUUGAUCAUCGUUGUGGAGCAGAUCUCGGAAAACUCGUGAUUCAGAGGGCUGGUGAGAUCACUCCUCUGGAAAAAUAUCCAAUGAAGGAGGGCAUGGUGGAUCUAAACCCGGAUACAGAUCCGAAACACAUUUCCCUGCCUCCUCUCGAAACUCUUGCUCGUUGCCAAACCCAAAUCGUCACCAACGUGGCCAUGUCCUCCUCGUGUGUUGUAGCUGUCAAGUUCUUGGGACCUCAAAUAAGCUUUUGCAGACCGGCUCAAAGUAACUCUCAGUGGAUCAACAUCAGAGUUACUUUAUUAACUGCUAGUUUUAUAAUCUCAAGCUCUCUUCUUCUAAUUUCUCAACCAGUUCACUUAGAUGAGCACGGAAAUGCUGUUUGCACUCGAGACAUAGGAGAGAUCUCGUCAUUUUCCUCUCAAAAGUCUCAACCUUUCUGUGUCCCUGCUAGCUCCUUUCCCGGCAUGUCCUCCUCUAACAGAGUCCAAGUCUUGGAUGUCGACGACUCAGCAAUGGUCCGUCUAGAUUGGCUCACAACCAUUGACAGUACAAUCUAUAUAUAG
Messenger RNA from Capsella rubella, 696 nucleotides. RefSeq lists its product as uncharacterized. The record is from RefSeq and is a predicted model, not a curated record. The coding region runs from base 1 to 696 and encodes 231 amino acids. The transcript is spliced from 3 exons. Lineage: Eukaryota; Viridiplantae; Streptophyta; Magnoliopsida; Brassicales; Brassicaceae.